GAUUACAUUUUGGCCCACAUUCACUCUUGCGCACACAGAUGUGCGCAUCAGCAGGUCAAUGAGCGAGGUCUCACAGGUGUUGAGGCAGACCUUUCAGUAAUAAUAGUGCGCCAGGUUCCCCUCUGCGUCGCCUUUGUUUGAGAAGUUGUAUCUGUGGGUGAGAGCUACAAACCUUUCAUCAUUAAGCGACAAGUUACCGAGCGAGCCGCACCGGAAAAUGAGUUUCAGCAACAAAUUCAGGAAGCUGAUCGUCAAGCUCGGCAAUACAAGCAAUGAUGAACCAAUUAAGGGGGACAUCACUGCUGUGGGCCCUCGAUCGACUGCGGACUCCCCCAGCAGCAUGCAGCACAGUGCAACUCGAAUUUGUCGUCAGGAGACGUCCCCAGCCUCCUUUGGGGAUACUAAUGACGUGGUACAAACGGAAGGCGUGAAAGUCCUCCAGCGCACGCAGUCGACGCUCGAGCCGUCCGGGUCGCCGCGCGGCGGGUUGGCAGCGGCGGCGGUGGUUGCGCGCUUCAGGCUGCCCAGCCUGGGCAGUCCCAAGGCGACGAGCUCGGGGCGGCCUGCCCUUGGAACACCCCAGUGCACCGGCGGAGGCCACGGCGAGCUGAUGUCCCCCACGACCUUGGACAGCGGCAGCUUCAGCCAAGAGGGCCUUUCCGGCCAGCACGCAGCAGCUGCUGGGCCCUUGCCUCUCGCCCGCCAACUUGCGGCAGCUAGCAGCCGUAGCCGCCGCCGCCCGAGCCGCCGGAGUCUGCUGAUGCUGGGAAGCAGCGCGGCGGUGGUUCCCGUGUCUCACUGCGGAGGAGGAGGCGCAGCGGCAGCGACAGCAGCAGCGGCGGCAGUGGGAGAGGCGGCGCCGCCAGCGGCGCCGGCGCCGGCGCAGCACCAGCAGCUACGAGGGGUGAAGGUGCGUGUGUUGCGCUCCUCACAGAGUGCGACCCAGCUCAUCAUGAGGCCCGCCAGACCCACAUCGCCCACAUCACCAGAAGGCGGCAUGAACGACAUCGGCGGCGCCGCCGCCGCCAGCUGCGGGCGGCGGCCCACCGCAUGCCACGAGUCGCAGCAGCUUCCCAGCCCCGGCCCACCCUGCGGCGGCAGCAGCAGCAGGCUCGCCUAUUCCAGUAGCUUCAUCACCACCGCCGCAAGCGAUAACAGCAACAGCUACAACAGCAACAUCUUGAUCGGCACACUAUGCAGCCCGACUACCCCGCCGGCCGGCCCCCCGGCGCCGCCCGCGGUGCAACAGCUUGCACCGCUGUCACCGGUGGCCGCGUUGAAGGCGUCGCCGCGAACGGCGGUGCCGGCCGCCCGCACGGCCAGUCGCCUGAGCAGCCUCUGGUCACCCGGCGGCGGCCACCAGCAACAGCAGUACCAGCAGCAUCCAGACCCGCCCGCCGCGGCCCUGCAGUCAUCGACCAGCACGCCGCAAAUGCAGCUGCAUCCCCCGCACGUGUUGCCGGAUGCCGAGGCUGCUCCUGCCUUCGUGGUGGAGGCCUGGCCAGCCCUGUCGCUGUCUUGCUCGGCCUGUCCCACCGUCAACCUGUCGCCGCCGUCACCGGCGUCGCCCUUCGCCGCGUCUGCUGCCGACGGCGGCGGCCUGCUGGCGGCGCCAGCCGCUGCCGCCGCCUCGACCGCCCCCGCCGCGUUGGCCGCGCCAUCACGCGCACGGCGGCUGCUGGCACCUGCGCCGGCGGAGGAUGCAGCAGCAGCUGCCGCCGCCGCCGCCGUCACCGCUACUGCCAGAUCUGCGGCAGUACAGGAGCUGUACGGCAGCAGCAGCAGCAGCCGCAGUGCGCCGGCCUGCCACCAGGCGGCGGUGGGUGAUGGCGUGCCGGGACCGCAGCCGCCAGCAGCAGUGCACGUGCCUGUGGUGGCGGCGGCGGCGGCGGGUGCUGUAGAUGCUGCUGCAGUCAUCAUCAACCGCCGCGGCAGCAUAUCGCUCAUGCCGCAGCAGCAGAGGCCAAGCACCGCAACACUGCAGCAGCAACAGCAACAGCAGGGAGGCCGUGGGGCUUCUCAAACGUUGGCGGCCCCAAGGCUAACCUAUGAGGUGGUGACUGCUGAUGUGGAGUAUAGUGCUGCUCCUGCUACUGCUGCCGCUACUGCCGCCGGUGCUGGCUCGCCAUUCUCGCCUCCAUCGCCGGCAGACAUGUGGGGGGCCGCCGCGGCCGCCGCCUCCGGCGGGCCCCAGCAGGGCCUGCUGCAGCCGUGCUUGCCGCCUCAGGCAGCAGUAGCCACCGCCGCGUCACCACCAGCUGGCAUGAUCAUCGGCAGUAGCGCCAACAACAGCAGUAGCGGUGACGUGCCGGUAGCGGCGGCGCCGGGCGCUGACGCGGCCGCGGCGGCCCUUCCUCACUCGGCCGCUGCCACAGCCGCCGCCGCCGCCGCUGCUGACGAUGCGGCGGACGCUGCUGGCGGCGGCGGUGGCCGCGCGGGGCGCGUCCGGCGCCCGGCCAAUGCUGUGUACGACGAACUGAUGCCACAGCGGCCGCUGCCGCCCAGAAGCGUGCUGCACCUGUCCAUGUCGGCGCCGGCGGCGAUGCUGCACGGCGUGGUGUCGUCGCAGAAUGCCUGGGGGCUGUCUAACUUCAAGGUGGUUCGUGACAUCUACCAGGGCUAUGCAAGCACCGUGCACAAGGCUGAGUGCCUGCACUCGGGCGAGCCUGUGGCGCUCAAGGUGUACCGGCUCAAAGGGCAGUCCGACUUCCUGCGCUACCAGAUGAUGCGGGAGCUGCACAUACACGCCCGCCUGGCGCACGACAGCAUGGUGCACCUGAUAGGCGCGUUCCAGGACGGCAACAAGCUGGUGAUGGUGCAAGAGUACAUGCGCGGCGGCACACUGGCGCGCGUGCGCGAGGAGCUGGGCGGCCGCCUGAGCGAGUUCCAGGCCAUGCACCUGGUGCUGGUGCCGCUGCUGCGGGCGCUCGCGCACCUGCACGCCCGGGGCAUUGUGCACAGAGACAUCAAGCCGGCCAACCUGCUGUUCACGCCCAACUGGCGCAUCAAGCUGUGCGACUUCGGCGUGUCCAUCUGCCUCAGCGAGGAGCGCGCCGUCACGCGCACGGGAUCCAAGGACUACAUACAUGGCGCCGGAGGUGACGGUGUGCCCGCUCAAGAGCCGGGUCGAGGACAACAAGGAGAGCGAAGAGCUCGCCUACACGCCCGCCGUGGACGUGCCGGCAGGGCCGCAGCAUACGGUCCCAGAGCCAGCAGCAGCGCCCGGCGCGAGCCGGCAGAUGAGCUGUGCUUUCCCUCCAGCGUGGGCGAGCCGGCGCGCGCCUUCAUACGCGCCUGCCUGCAGCUGAACCCCGCCGACCGGCCCACGGUUCGUGAGCUGCGGCAGCACGAGUGGGUCAUCAAAUCACUGGAGGCGCCGAUCAAGUCGCCAUAGAUGGCGCCAGCUCGAAAGCUAGUCAGCAAACCACCUUUAGUAAGCUUUCGUAAGAUGGCACAAUUUUGCAGGAGCGCGUUGGCGGACCCGUCAAUCUUGGGGACCAGCCAAGGCCUAAGGGGUGUGGCAUCCCUGCCUUCUGCGGGGGGCCCUGCCUCCUGCUGCCGCGUGCCGUAGUCCCACGGCGUUUUCCACCUUACUAAACACAUGCUUGCUCACGGUGCUGGCUGCUGAGAACCAAUGGUAGUAUGAUGGCCCAUGGCACUGGGAUGAUCGAGAUUCGCUAUUAUGAUGGGCACAUGGUGGGUCAGGAUCGGGCAAAUUCUUGAAUUCAUGUUGAAUUGCGCACGGUUUGGCCAUGCGUGCUGACAGCGCCGGCUAGCACGCACCGUGCAGAGCUUCCAAACCCGGCAAUUUAACCCCCCCGAACCACGAAGCACGACCUGCGGGAUCAUGCAUGGAAGGAAGCGGUGUUGUGCCAGUGCACUCUACUACACUAUGCUUGUUUCCCGUGUGAUGAUAGUAUGUUUACACAACCUGAGCAUACAUGGGGCCCAUGAGCCAGGGACUACUAGCCAUCUACAAUUCUGUGUCUGGGCAAAGAGCGUCCGCGGGGGCAACGUACGAAUGGCCUGAAUGCAGGUUAUUAUGUGAAUACUACAUGCUUACCGUAUGUUUCACGUAUGUUUUACGUAUGGAUGGCUUGUGGAAGGCGCCUGGGGUAGGUUGUGCAGUUCCGUUCCAGAGUGAGCUGCUAGCGCUGCGCAGUGCCGGUACCGCGUGUGGAAAGCACGGCAGGUAUGGGUCAGCCCCUCUGGCGGGUGGGUGGCGUGGGUGUAGUGCGGUGCGUGCUGUGGAAAAAACGGUCUGUCAUCUGCUAGCUAGCCCCAAUACUAUAAAGAUAACGCAGCACAACAUUGGGUGGGUGAAUUUGGCAGUGGCGAGGGCACUAAGUAGGUCGCCCCAGGUCGUCCGGUGUUGCACGACUGCGAAUUGUGCCGGCCAAGUUCAGCCUUGCACGCAAUUAUGGUGGUGUCCCUAGACUACAAUUGACAGUAGCAUGGCCGGCUCGCCCAGUUGGUGGAUGUAGGUGCGCGUAGCCGCGCAUGCAAUGCAGGGGAGAUGGGUUGUAUGUACGGCGCUGGACCGCAUGCGCCCAGCUGGCUUUGGUUGGAGACAUUUCCUUUGGUAGCUCUGCUUACUCGAUGGACAAAAGGCGCAGGUAGUUGCCGGAUUGUGGGCGGACCACACAUCUUUUUUGACAAAACAAAUCAGA
Molecule: messenger RNA, 4670 nt
Organism: Chlamydomonas reinhardtii
Lineage: Eukaryota; Viridiplantae; Chlorophyta; Chlorophyceae; Chlamydomonadales; Chlamydomonadaceae
Exons: 9
Coding region: 953-3394 (813 amino acids)
Biological process (GO): protein phosphorylation; mitotic spindle organization; regulation of cytokinesis
Cellular component (GO): spindle pole centrosome; spindle midzone; chromosome passenger complex
Molecular function (GO): ATP binding; protein kinase activity
Source: RefSeq, a predicted model, not a curated record